Messenger RNA from Porites evermanni, 9317 nucleotides. The record is from the annotation of a GenBank genome assembly. NCBI's taxonomy places the organism in Eukaryota, Metazoa, Cnidaria, Anthozoa, Scleractinia, Poritidae.
AUGCUUAGAGUUGACAUGGAGGACUUCGACGGUAACAUAAAAUACGCUGAAUAUACAACGUUUCAGGUAGCUGACGAAGCAGACAAGUAUCGCAUUGUGAUUGGAGGAUACAGUGGUACGGCUGGUGACUCGUUGACAGAUGCCUCCGAGAUGAACAAAAUCGCAAGGUAGGUUGGAAUCCGAGGAAUCUUUGCUUAUGGAGUCCGGAACCCUGGAAAUCUUUGCUUUUGGAGUCCAGAAUCCAGGGCUUCGGAAAAUAUCACAAGCAAUCAGGAUCCCACUAGCGACUUUAAUCUGGAAUCCAGGUUCCACUGACAACGAAACCGGAAUCCAGUAGCUGGAAUCCGGAAUCCUCGGCUUGGAAUCCAGAAUCCAAGACUAUCUUGGAUUCCUUUACAAGGGGCCAGGCAGGCGAAUAAGCCCGAGGGAGACAUUGCAUCAUCCAAGUCUAUUGUAGAUAAAAAUACGCCUAAUCUAAAUUUGUGCAUUAAUUUUCUCCACAGUAACAUGCAGUUUACCAACCAAAGACGCAGACAAUGAUCGUAGUCCAAUUAGCUGCGCCCAAAGACACUCCGGAGGAUGGUGGUUUAACAGGUGUAGUUCGGCAAAUCCCAAUGGAUUGUAUCAUAAUGGUCCUUAUAGCGGCCAAUAUUCCGAUGGAGCAAAAUGGGUCACGUUUAGAGGACAUUUCUAUUCACUGAAACGCAUUGAGAUGAAACUAAAACCUAAACGUAAAAAUCUGAUUUCUUCAGAUGUCAAUGUGUUACGAUAACAUUUUGAAACGAUGUAUUCUUAUAUAGAUGUGAAAACCUUUUUAAAAAUUGAACUCUAACUAAUGUUUUGAAGGGUCGGGGUCUCCUGGUUUAAUUUUAUACUAAAUGGUAAGGCGGUGGACCUUCGUAAAGUUUAUGAAUUGUUCUUGUGUUUGUUUUCCAAAGGAAACAACUAUAAACGCGAUCGAAUUUAUUCUAAGCGCAAACGAUUUCUUUAUUCGGCUAGUAAGUAGCCUUUGCAACAAACCUUUCAAAUCCCAUCGAGUACCUUGGUAGCCCACUUCUUUAGCUGUGGUAGUCCACUUCUUUCGCAAUGGUUAUCCGCUUCUUCAGCUAUGGUUGUCCAAUUUUAUUACCUUUGUUAGCUCACGUCUUUGGCAAAUGAUAGCAGAGUCAGACAGGGCGUGCAGACAUGCUUUUUGUCUUUUUGCCAUUUUCAAAUCUCCCAUAAUACAGCUUUUUGUUUAUUGUUGCCAUGGUGAUAUCGAUUUUAGUUAAAACUACAUUAUGACAAACUUGAAUCCAAAAUCAGUCAGUGUUGAAAAUGUCAUAGCGAUCGAGCAAGGAUAAAAUUACUUUUAAGCUAAGGCGAUUGAAAAUUAUCGGUAUGGUCUCCGAAAAACUAUAUCGAAACACUUCACCGAAACCGGACUGGCCGCGCAUGAAAAACCUCUGGCACCCAGAGUAACAGGUAAAGGGCCAUUUUAAUUAAAAGGGCGAAACUUUUUUUUUUUUUGGCCUUCCUAUCUUUUCACAAGUUUUAAAACUAAAUGAAUUAACUUCAUGUAUUCGCAUACAUGUGUCAUGAAUUUUACUAAUUUAAUAAGAGAACCCUACUCAAUGAAAAAUCGGCAGGUGUCUUUGUUGAUUGGAUAGACCUUUAUUCUAUGGAAAUUGUAUUUGGAUCACACACGCGUUAGUCUGGGGGCCUUAAAAUCCAGCAACCGGUUCUUUGGCAAAACUUCAUUUUUAGAAAAGCAAAAUAGAAGCCGGUCCCGCCAUCAUAAAUGUUUUUUCUACCUCUAAUCGUUUUUUUCGUGACAACUGUACACAGUACAAGCCGUAUUUCAGCACCUGAAUUUCGAGCUGUUAACUUUGCUCAGGCAAAAGAAAGGCGAAAGUUGAACGGAAGCGUGAUAAAGCAAGUUGAUAUGAUGUCAGAGGAUGAGUGUAGUCUUCAAUGCGUCGGGGAUGAACGAUGCCUCUCUUACAACUUUGGGAAUACAAGAAACGAAUCAGGAACAUUCGUGUGUGAGCUGAGUGAUUCCGACAGAUUUUUUGGCUUUGGUAAUUUCACAGAAGAUGACAAUUUUACGUACAGAGGAAUGCAGGUAACAAUCGCUACGAUAUACAUUGUAUGAAUUUAAGCUUUUUUAAUUUAACCGUCUUAUUUUCCCUUAAACAGGAAAAUCCCAUUUAUAAAUGAUUUCACUAUUUGAUUGAGAAAGUUUCUCUAGACUACUGGGGGAUUUCACGCUACAGAUAAUAUAAAAUAAUUCGGACCGAUUACUGUACUGUUUUCACAGUGACACCGUAAAUUCGGUCAAACUAUUUCAGGAAAGGUUGAUCACCGUUCGAAUAGAAGCUUUUUUCUUUCUUCCCUUCAGAAUUUAGAAAAGACCAUCUUUUAGUUGCGUCGAUCACCUUUCGUAUUCUCCAACAUAAAACCCAAAAUAACGGACACAUACAUUAUUAACACUCCUUUGAUUUAAUUGGGACUCGUUCAAUAUAAUUGGGACUAAUUGGUGUUAGCUGUUAUCGCCUGUUACCAGCCAUAAGAGCCAAUCAGGAUCAAAAUUAUCAGUUUGGAUGAGAGUUCGUCUAAUGUUAUAAGAAUAGCAGGAUGAAUAAUAAUAUAUAAUAGUACACUAAAUCCAAUCGCAAGUUUGUCAGAGAAUAACAUGAUAAUAUGCUACAUUCCACAAGUGUGAAUUUGGCCAGUAAGAUAAAAAUCUAUUUCAUGACAAGUGUGCAUAGUUCUUGAGUACAUACUAGAAUGCUGCACACAUAUAUGCACAUUUCAAUUCAUUCGCUUCCGUGAACUCAUUUAACUUUUUUUAGUGUUUAUUUAUUAAAAACGUGAAAGUUUUAUUCGUUUUCAAAUAACCGAUAGGCUUGUUAAGCUAGCACCAAUGAAUCUGUGGACUGUUCAAGGAUAACACGAAAAUCGAAAAUUACUUGAUGUCUUGAACUUGGAUGAAGUGUAACUUAUAACAAGCAUGCAACUCUCCCAGGAUCUCCCGAUAAUUAAUCACUGAUAAAAUAAACUAAAUGAGAACAGAAAACAGAACGAGUCAACACUGCCGAAAGUUUAUCAGUUGUCACAUGACCAUUGCUGAAAGAAGGUCAAAUACAGACCUGGACGGACUCUGCGUCGCAUUAUCAAAUGCCUUUAAGUUCCUUUUUUGCUAUUCCAAGCAUUGUCUUAGGGAUGGAUAUGAUCGCCGGUCUUUUAAAAAUUGUUUUCAGCAGAGGCUAGUUUUCUAUUAGAUUCUAGUUUGCCAUCAAUGUAUUUUUAAGAUCUUGUACCCCUGGGUGAUAUGUUGUAAGGAAAAGCAAUAGUCUCACUUGACUUUUUUGCUUUUGUUUUUUAAUUCGUCGACCUUCCUAUAUCUUGUGUAGGAUACCCGCGUACCGCUCGAGGUCUUAUUUAAAGUUCGCAGGGCACUCAUCAAAUAUUUUGUUUUUGAAGAGUUUGUUCAAAGCAGUCUCAUUGCUUUGCCUUCAAUGAAGCCUCUUUUUACUCCCAGAGGGUGGUACGAGGUAAAGUGUGUAUUUUUGUUACAGUCCCCACGGACUAAACGUCAUCAAUGUAACGAUUCUUUAAUCUUGGCGUGGUAUUGCUUUGUUGGAUUAGGUUUGUUUCAACCUCUGCCAUGUACAUGUUUGCAACAAUGCUGUUUUUCAGCCCAAUUCCAUCCCAAUGGGUUUGGAGAUAAUUGUUUCCAUUAAACUCAAAUGAGUUUUCUGUUUGCAUUAGGCCAAGCAUUUCCCUAAGGUAGAGUGUGGGGAUCAGAGGAUCAUUGUUGAGAAACAACUCGUACACUAUGGUGUAUGCUUUGCAUACUAUUUCCGUUCCCUCUUCUUGCGAUAUGUUCGGGCACAAGAUAGUAACACCCAUUGAUGCUAAAAUAGCAUCUUGGCCUUUGUUUCUUUUUGCCAUAAAAUUUAUAAAAUCAGUAGUAUCCAAGAUGUUUAGAAAAACUUUGCAAUGCAUGUAACUUUUAUAACUUAUUUUUUAACCCUCGAAAACAAUUACAUGUUGAAUAGCAGCCAUGUGAUUUAAACUUAAUCAACUAAAAGAUUGUUGUAUAAUUUGGGCUAACGGCCAUUCAGUGCGAGUCCUGAGCUGUACACCAAUUCGACCUGCCAGGCAAUUUUUAUCGAAAAUCAGUCAACUUCAAUGGAGAAGGCUGAGAAAGUCUUCUAAAAAGUUACACCUGCACGAAAGACGACUUGUUUGAUGCUUUACUGAACUCAAGCAAUUAGCCUUUCUAAGAAAAAUUUUAAAGAUUACUAAAUUAGCUUAAUCUUUCAAUGAAAAAUUUCAUUCUAAUUAAAUUAAAACUUACAAGUUGGUUUUAAGUCGUUGAACUUGUUUUUUUUUUUUGUUUUGUCCCUUUUUUGCGACCAACUGAAAAAAUCGCCAUCAUGUUGGUGGUAAUGUUCCUUCUCGGAAUGAUAAAAUUUGAAACGUGCGCGAACAAUAGCUUAUAAGUCUUAUGAAAAAAACUGUUCCAGAAUCGGUUGUCAGUGAUCUUUGUUAUAUUCUGUACAGAGUGUGUGCGAGUCCAGCAGCAAAAACCCGCCUUGCGGCGACAAAGGUAUCUGUAUCCCAGAUUACUCCAAAGAAAGCUUUAGAUGUAAAUGUGACGAUGGUUAUGAGGGAAUACCGUGCGGUAAGUGUCAAAAGCCUCGCUACCUCGGCCGGGUGUUACUUUUUAUCUAUGGUAUUCUCAAUUUGUGCCUUAAAGGAUAUUGCAGUUAUUUUUUAGUAAAUACAAACUUCGUUUUUCGAACCAAAGCGUUCAAUAUAACAAAUCGUCGAGAAAAUGCUAGUGGCCUAGUGCCCAUAAACCAGAAUGAGAAAAACUUGGUUUGAAAUGUAUCUUUAACUCCCAAAUUAACUUAAUAAACUCAGAAUUUAAAUCCAAAGAGGUUAUUGAAAUAUUAAAUGCCUCUUUCAGAUACAAUGAAAGACUGCUCAAAACUUGGUAAGACCGGUUUUUCAUCGAAUGGCGUAUACCACAUCAAUCCAGACGGUGGAAGCCCAAUGCAAGUGUUCUGUGAUUUGAUCACGAACGGCAGUGGUUGGACAGUCUUUCAAAAACGGUUAGAUGGCUCCGUUGAUUUUUUUCGCAACUGGGAAUCAUACAAAAAUGGGUUUGGAGAUCCAAAUGGCGAGUUCUGGCUUGGAAACGACAAACUUCACCGUUUAACAUUUUCCGAUGAUGUAAUGCUUAGAGUUGACAUGGAGGACUUUGAUGGCAACAUAACAUACGCUGAAUAUACAACAUUUCAGGUAGCUGACGAAGCAGACAAGUAUCGUAUUGUGAUUGGAGGAUACAGUGGUACAGCUGGUGACUCGUUGGCAGAUGACUUCGAGAAGGGAAAAAUCGCAAGGUAGGAACGGUUGUGACUAGAAUGGAUACCUUAAAAUCUGGUUGGACACCUUAUGUUUAUUAAACAACGUUACCUCUGUACGACGCUAUACUAUAUUUGUGACCCUAUUUGGGAAAACCGGGCUUAACGAAAACCGCGUUCAAAUGCAUUUCAACGAAUUUUAAAUGCAUUUAGAAUGCAUUACAACGCUGGAGAACGAUUCACAACGCAUUUGCAAUGUUCCCCAAUUCAUUCAUGAAACACCGCCAAUGUUCUUAAAUGUUCAAGAAUGAUCUUGAAAUGAUUUCCAAUGCAUUAGCAAUGCACUGGAAACGCUUCACAAAGCUUGUUUAGAAAAUUGUAAAAUCAGAAUGAAAAUAAUAAUUUCAAUUCACCUUUGGAGUGACAACGUGGCAAGUUAAAUAAACUCUGCGUUCGGUCAACAUAAAGAUCUGAAAGAUUAAGCCCCGGCUAAACGAUCAAAUAGUUUCAUCCAACAUCGUUUUGGAAGAGCAUCUUUGACCGUUUAGCCGCCUCUCUCAUACGCAUUUAAGUGGCUUUUCCAUGUUUGAUCUUGGUCAAAUAUUUUCAACCAACAUUUCGCGUUACGAACAAAUGUUUAGAGACCUUUAGCAUCAGGUAAACCGCAAACCGCAGACCGCAAACCGCAGUUACGCGUUUGCAGUUUCGCGUUGCCGAGAUUUCAAACUUUAGCAAGGCGUUCAGUUCAGUUCAGUUCAGUUCAUUUUUAUUUAGCCAAAAUACAAUACAAUACAAGAAUACAUAUUGAAAUUGUAAGGUUGCAAGGGAGCCCAGAAGAAACCAGAAGGCUUUAUGAAGCCUGGGCUCCCCAGUCUAAAAGAGAUAAGCAAAAUAAAAUGAUAUUCGCGGAGUGAUACGUUAAAAAUAGGAACCAAACAGAGACUGAGUUAAGUUAUGAAUUCAGAAACAAGAUAGAAAAAAAAAAUUUAACUCUGGAUUGGAACAGAAUACUUUGCUUUGUUGGUACGGCAGAAAGGAAUAUAAAACUGAUUUGAACUACGCGUUCAUUGUUUAGGGCCGCCAUGUUGUUUUCAUCAAGUCGAAGUGCAUCACUUUAAUCGCCCAAAACUCAGCAAUAAUUCAUUGAUUCGAGAUCAAAAAUCCAACAAACACAUCGCAAACGGAUACAAAAAGCUAGUUCAUACCUUUAAACGCGAGGCUGUACAAUUUUUGGUGGCAAAAAACCUUGCCGUAAAUCACUUACCGCUGGAAGCCCUUCCUGCGGUUCAAACGUGAACUGCAAACUGCAAACGUGACUGCAAGGCCGUGGUCACGUGACAUUUUGCGGUUUGCGGUUUCCCACGAAAAACCUGAUGCUAAAGGUCCCUUUUGAUCGUUUAGCCACCUCAACAAACAAAUUGUGCACAGCUAGUAAAAAGCAACCUAAUAAACUACAGAAAUAAAUAAUUUCGAAAUUUCAGCGAUAAUAAGCAAAAAUUGUUCUGUGGACUCACUGUGUCUGGUGUUCGUUCGAGUUCCCUUUUUUUUAGAAUGAUUCGCUGCGCUGCUUGAAAUGUUUUCAAGGACAUGCGAUGUACUGCACGUCGGUAUUUUGUUUUCACUUUAUUAUAAACUCGGCCGGGUUUCGAAAAAAAUAGCGUUGUUUUCUUGGCUUUGUCGUUCGCUUUUGGCUCGUAAUUCUUUUUUAUUCUUAUUUUUCCAUUUGGUGGUUAGAUUUUUUCCCCAACAUAAGAUUUUCCAACAGAAGCGACUUUAUUCUUCGUAUCAAGCUUUUCUUAUCUCCUCGUGUAAUCUGAUCCUUUUUAGUGGUGAGAAUUGCUUGUUUCACAUGGAAAACUUUUCUUUGUUUAGACUGUUGUUUUACAAGCUUCUCUUCGUUAAAACCUUGCAUUAAUGGCUCCCUAAAUUAAUACAAUGCAUCAAGUUUUCAUUUUCCAUGACUGCCGGGGCCAGAUUUAGGUGAACAAACAAUAAACGCGUACCACAUUCAAGUUCAGUCUUCGCGUGCCGCUGAGGAAAGAACACACGUGCGCCAAGUAUAGUUUACCGCCUUUUGAUUGGCUGAAACUGUCACACCACUUGGUCUCAGGGGAAUCUACAUUACAUGAGGUUACACUUUUUGAAGCUCGAUCGAGAAUUUUUCUGCCUACAGCCGAGUCUUGCGCGGCUCUAUUCUGCUGCCGCCUCCCCAUCCGAGCGUCUUCGCUCGGAUGGCUCGUUGGCAAUCAGUUUGAGAGCAAGUUAUGAUGGAUUUUUAUUUAAUACGGGGGAAUAAUGCCGAAAGGAGAGAGAAGGACCGCAAACGUUUGUUCGUGACAAUGCUUUGAAUUGUCUGCAUGUCACUCGUUAGCUGCUUGUUAGUGGUUUUCGUGGUUAACGUGGAAAAAGCCACGGACACGAAAGGUGAACGGCCUAGCGUUAACGAUUAAAUUUUGCACGGUGAAAACUAAAUUGGCUGCCUCUACAUCUUGGAAAUUUAAAAGUUGUAAAAUAUCAGGUAGAUUUCUAAAGUUCAAUAUUUUUUUAGAGCAUUUGCUGCUCGAUUAGGACACAGUGCAUGUUCAUUGAUUUCGCCGACAUAUUCAAGGUUCUCGUGUUCUGUUGGGUUGUCUGCACUUUUGUGAAUGUUUUUCAACGCGAUACUGCUUCACUGAAAUGCAUUGUGAACGUUUUAAAACGCGGUGCAAAUGAUUCAAAAUGAAUUCAAAAUGAUCUUCAAUGCAUUUCGUUUUCGUUCGCGAACGUUCUCAAUGUUUUCAAAUGCAUUGAAAAUGAUCUGUAAUGCAUUCGAGCGUUUCCAAAAUGCGUUGAAAUGGAAAAACGGUUCAACGGAGUUUUCGUUAAGCCUGGUUUUCCCAAAUAGGGUCACAUUUAUGAGAAUUUAUUGGGUACGAGAACUCUUAGAAGAGUAGGAGACAGUUGUGCAAGGAAAAGAGUUGAAUACAGGGUUUAGCAGCGAAGUACGGUAAUAAGCGUUAAGCACUGUUUUAAAAACGGUCAGCCUUCAAUAGUGUAAUAAUCAAUGACAUGUAAAGUACGUUAAAAUUAACCGGCCUCGGAAGUUAGCCCUUGAUGGUGUGGUGGAUACGGAUAUGGAUUUUACAUCAAAUGACGCGGGUUCAAGUCCUACAUACUACCUAUAAUACUGUUUUCUUCUGUUUUCUUUCAUCUCUUAUUUACUUCUUUAAGUUAUAAGACGCCUACCAUGUAUGUUGAUUGAAGAUGACAACCUGACUUUGUGAUAUCUAUUCUAGUCACAACCAAGGAAGGUACAAAGCAGUGGCAGAUCCAGACCUUCAUACAAAGGGGGGUGGCCGAUCAUUUAGACCCUCAGAUAAGGAAGGUCGGUCUCCAAAAAAUUUUUUUCCGCCCUUCGGGCAUAAUUUUGGUCUAAAAAUAAGCGCCCUAUGUAUGGUAAUCCUGAUUUCAGAAUCCGGGACUGAUUUUUGCUUGUGGAAUCCGCAAUCCUGGGCAUUGGAAAAUAUCACAAGCAAUGCGGAUCCCACUAAUGACUGUAAUCCGAAAUACAAGUUUCGCUGCCAACGAAACCGGAAUCCUCAGCUUGGGAUCCAGAAUCCAAGACUGUCUUGGAUUCCUUUAUAUGGGUCGAGACAGGCGAAUAAGCCCGAGAGAGACAUUUCAACAUCCAUGUCUAUGGUGGAAAAAAAUACCUCUGAUCUUAACUUUCGCAUUGAUUUUCUCCACAGUAACAUGCAGUUUUCAACCAAAGACGUAGACAAUGAUCGUAGUCCCCAUAGCUGCGCCCAAAGACACUCCGGAGGAUGGUGGUUUAACAAGUGUAGUUUGGCAAAUCCUAAUGGAUUGUAUCAUAAUGGUCCUUAUAGCGGUCAAUAUGCCAAUGGAGCAAAAUGGACCACGUUUAGGGGACAAUUUUAUUCACUGAAACGCAUCGAGAUGAAAUUAAAACCUAAAGAGUAA